AUGCUGGCGCAACAGCCUGACGCGUUACGCCAGUGGUUCGAGCAGCUUCAAGCUACUAUAGAGCAGCUUGGCGUACAACCUGACGAUAUGUACAAUAUGGAUGAGACUGGUUGUCGGAUUGGCGUUGCAAGCAGCCAGUAUGUAUACAGUGUUGGCGGCCGGCAAGUCUUUGUUGCCCACGCCAAUAACCGCGAGCUUAUUACUCUUGUUGAAUGCGUCUGUUCUACUGGCUUUGCAAUUGAGCCAAUGGUUAUUAUUAAAGCGGCAACGAUUAUGGAGCAGUGGGUAGUUGAUCUGCCUGAUAACUACCUUAUUGCAAUCUCAGAGAGUGGCUAUAGCAACGAUCAGCUUGCGCUUGCCUGGUUGAAGCACUUUGAUCGCCGGACGAAGCAGCGGUCUACUGGCGCAUGGCGGUUACUACUAGUAGACGGACACGGCUCUCACUCAACUAGAGAGUUUAUCGAAUACGCUGAGCAGUAG
This is a messenger RNA of Bipolaris sorokiniana ND90Pr, 480 nucleotides long. RefSeq lists its product as uncharacterized. Gene Ontology annotation, molecular function: nucleic acid binding. The record is from RefSeq and is a predicted model, not a curated record. Lineage: Eukaryota; Fungi; Ascomycota; Dothideomycetes; Pleosporales; Pleosporaceae. Bases 1 to 480 code for a protein of 159 amino acids. The transcript has a single exon.